This is a messenger RNA of Truncatella angustata, 2278 nucleotides long. RefSeq lists its product as uncharacterized. Gene Ontology annotation, biological process: protein peptidyl-prolyl isomerization. Gene Ontology annotation, molecular function: protein binding; peptidyl-prolyl cis-trans isomerase activity. The transcript has 3 exons. Lineage: Eukaryota; Fungi; Ascomycota; Sordariomycetes; Amphisphaeriales; Sporocadaceae. The coding region runs from base 192 to 2072 and encodes 626 amino acids. The record is from RefSeq and is a predicted model, not a curated record.
UGGAGGAAGCGUACCUCCAGCACAGUGGUUGAAAUGCAGCGGAUGCAUGCGGGAGUAUUCCGCGCUGAUCGGUGGUCGGGGAGUGCUUAUUGCGACAAAGCUGCCAAAACUUCAACCUUGACAACAGAAGGUACUCAAUUCCCAGAAACGCAGUUCGCGCCCAGAACCUGGUCGUCUCAACUACGACAACAAUGGCUGCCGAACAGGAUGUCGAGGACCUCAAGUCCAACAAACGCAGUCACUCAGAGUUCACAGGACCAAAUGACGGCGACAGCUCCUCAGAUGAUGACAUGGGUCCUCAGCUGCCCUCCGUGGCAGCGCCCAAGAAGAAGCGCAGAGUCCUACCGUACGAGAAGCUCUAUAUCUCAGCACUACCUAAAGGCGCGCGAUACUCGAAAUCCUUGAUGCACAAGGAGCAGCUAUCCUUCGUCACCGUUACGCCCUUGACCGAAUUCCUCAUCACAAGCUCCGUUGACGGUGUUGUCAAGUUUUGGAAGAAACAGGCGCAGGGUAUAGAGUUCGUCAAAGAGUUUAAAGCCCACAAUGGCGAGAUCAGAUCAGUCUCCGUCAGCCAGGAUGGACGAAGUUUUGCGACAGCCGGCGAAGACAAGACCGUUAAGAUCUUUGAUGUGUAUACUUUCGACCUCCUCGCAAUGCUGCAGCUCGAAUACACGCCAAAAUGCAUAUGCUGGGUGCACAAACGCGGUGCCUCUUUGCCAAUAUUGGCUGUGUCAGACGAGGCGAGGCCUUUAAUCUACAUCUACGACGGAAGAGGAGAGAGCCCGGCACCCAUACAUACCAUCAAAGGACUGCACAAGAGUGCGGUGAGCAUCAUGGCUUUCAAUGACGCGCAUGACUGUGUGGUCUCUGCAGACGAAGGCGGAAUGCUCGAGUACUGGAGCCCUGGCUCCAACUACGAAAAGCCAGAGAACGUGUUUCAAUACAAGAGCUCUACUAAUUUGUUCGACUUCAAAAAAUCCAAGUCGGUGCCUGUGUCUUUGAGUAUGUCUCCAUCGGGACACCAGUUUGUGGCAUACUCUUUUCCUGACCGCAAGAUACGAAUAUUCGAGUUCGCCAGCGCAAAGCUCUACAGAACAUACGACGAGUCUCUGCAGGUCAUCGAGGAAAUGCAACAGGCCGGCACGGCAAAACAGAAGCUGGAUCCCGUGGAGUUUGGCAGGCGCCGCGCAGCUGAGAUCGAGAUCGAAUCACCAGCCUUGAGAAACAAGGCCAACGUCAUUUUCGAUGAGUCGGGCAAUUUCAUCCUGUACGGAUCAAUAUUGGGCGUCAAGGUCCUGAAUACCUUCACAAAUCACAUCGUCAAAGUGUACGGUAAGGAUGAAAACAUGCGGCCGGUCAAUCUGGCCUUGUAUCAGGGACAGCCUCAAAAGAAAGGAUUGACCACCGUUGCCAUGGCGGCAUCGGCAAAUCCUCUGCUCCAGGAGGCAGAGUCGCGGGACCCUAUCCUUAUCACAACCGCAGUAGGAAAAGUACGGUUCUACAUGUUCACGGAUGAUGAGGAGAUCUCCAAGUCCGAGCGUGAUGUUCAGAACGAGAAACCAACGAUGCUCGGGGGCAAGAAAACGGAACAGAAGAAGCAGGCUGAGACGGGAACUGCUGCUGUUCUUCACACAACGUAUGGCGACAUCCACAUAAGGUUAUUCCCAGAUGCUGCGCCGAAAGCUGUCGAGAAUUUUGUCACUCAUGCGAAGCGGGGUUACUACAACAACACGAUCUUCCACCGAGUGAUCCGCAAGUUCAUGAUCCAAUGUGGAGAUCCUCUCGGCGAUGGCACCGGCGGCGAGAGUAUAUGGGGUAAGGAGUUCGAGGAUGAAUUCAGCACCUUGAAGCAUGAUAAGCCCUACACGGUCAGUAUGGCCAACGCUGGGCCAAACACUAACGGUAGUCAAUUCUUUAUCACAACCGAGAAGACGCCGUGGCUUGAUAACAAGCAUACCAUUUUUGGACGGGCAAUGCAGGGACUCGAUGUCAUCCAUAAGAUAGAAAACGUCCGGACGUAUAAGGAGAAGCCAGAAGAGGACAUCAAGAUACUCAACAUAGACAUAGCAUAGCGCACGAGAAAUGAAACCAAGCCCCCCCCCCCUUCACGCGCAGACAGUAGCUCAAUAGCUAGUAGGAUGGGACUGUGGGCUGUACUCCGUUGCGUAGGGAGGAGCGAGUAGCGGGCGUGGGGCCAAUGCUACUGUGGCUCACUAAGAUAUUCUAGACCAAGACCAAUGAAGACGUCCUCUGCAGGGCUCGGCCAAUCGCUGCCAGG